AUGGCAGCCGCACUAGGGCAUCGAAGGGAGGUGCGGCUACUGCUGGAGGCUGGCGCUCGAUUUGACGAGAAUGAUCGACUGAAGGUCAAGCCCCUGUCCCGCGCGGCGGAAGCCGGACACACGGCGAUAGUCGAGCUCCUCCUCCAAGCCGGGGCCAGUGUCGACGUGCGGGAUCGAGACGGAAUCACCCCCCCGGCGUACGCGUGCGCCAACGGGCAUGUGCCGGGGGUGACGCUCCUCCUCCGAGCUGGGGCGAAUCUCGAAUUUGGGGACCAGGAUUGCAUCCCUCCAAUAUCCCUCGCUGCGCGCCAGGGAUUCAAGAAGAUUGUACAGCAGCUUCUUACCGCGGGGGCGAAUGUCGACUCCCGAGACGCCUCUUGGUGGACCCCGCUCAUGCAUGCGGCGGUGUUCGGACAAGUGGACAUGGCAGCCGGUCCUCUGGUGGACAUGGAAUCUGAGGACGAGGAGCUGGGGAUAGAAAACCUCUUUGAAGACUACUCCAGUAAUCCCGAAAACGAGUCGGAAGAAGAGGACGGAGAGGAAGAAGAUUCCGGAGAAGACGGGGAAGGCAAGUCUGAAAAUGACGAAGACGAAGACGAAGAUGAAGACGAGGAUAAAGAUGAAAGCGAAGCCGAGGAAGCAGAACCAAUACAUAGAGCGUCAAUUCCUCGCUCUAUUAGGAGGGGCCUUGAACUAGUUGUACGUCUCCUCCUCGAUGCUGGCGUGGAGGUAGACAGCAAAGGCGCACAAGGAUCCAAUUCCCUUUUUCUGGCUGCUCUGCUCGGUCACCGAGACGUGGUGCAACUUUUGCUCCACCGCGGGGCCCACGUCAACUCACGAAAUGCGCUUUAUGCAACCCCGUUGAUGGCGGCGGCGGCCAGCGGCAAGGAGGAAAUCGUGCGACUUCUGCUUGAUAGCGGUGCCCGAGGGGAUCUCAAGGAUAAGGGCGAUGCCCCGAAGGAGCCAGACAAAGAGGCUCCCAAGCAAGUGUGGCCCAAACACAUGUCGCUGAGGGUCAAAGCCGUGGCUGAGAGAUUCAAGGCUCCGGUCCGUCAAGGCGUAUUCACGGCGAUGGCCAAGGUUGAUGAUGUGAGUUCCCUUUCUGCCACGUAUGCGAGCGUUGUCUAA
This is a messenger RNA of Aspergillus aculeatus ATCC 16872, 1128 nucleotides long. RefSeq names its product ankyrin repeat domain-containing protein. Bases 1 to 1128 code for a protein of 375 amino acids. The record is from RefSeq and is a predicted model, not a curated record. The transcript has 4 exons. Lineage: Eukaryota; Fungi; Ascomycota; Eurotiomycetes; Eurotiales; Aspergillaceae. Gene Ontology annotation, molecular function: protein binding.